UGUCCCCUCAGUGUGGUCUCUGGAACCUUGAAGCUUCAAUCUUCAACCUCCAAAUCAAUCUCUGUGGACGUGAUCUCUCCGAUUCGACAGAGUUUACCAGCUAUGGACGCAGAAUCGUCAUGGAGCGCACGUCUCUCCUCUGCCUCAAAACGUUAUCACGCCGCUCUUCAUUCCCGAUCAGAUAUGUUCUUGGGUUUUGACGAGAAUGAUGGGGAUGAUGAUAUAAGGGAGGAGUUUCUAUGCCCAUUCUGUUCUGAGUAUUUUGAUAUUGUUGGAUUAUGCUGCCACAUUGAUGAAGAGCAUCCCGUUGAAGCCAAAAAUGGGGUUUGUCCAGUUUGCACAUUGAGGGUGGGGGUGGACAUGGUUGCACACAUAACCCUACAACAUGGAAACAUACUUAAGAUGCAGCGCAAGAGGAAAUCACGCAAAGGUGGAUCCUAUUCGACACUCUCUUUAUUGAGGAAAGAGCUACGAGAAGGAAAUUUACAAACCCUUUUUGGUGGAUCCUCAUGUAUAGUUUCCUCAUCCAAUGCCGCACCAGAUCCAUUGUUGUCAUCAUUUAUAUUGCCUGUAGCCGAAGACCUUUCCAGUUCACAACCUCACUUAUCUACUGACACAAGGCCAUCCAAGAAAAGUUCAGAUGACGAAAAACAAUAUGUGAAGCCAAGUACCUUAUCAGACAAGGAUAAGGAAGAGAAAGCGAAACGGUGCACCUUUGUUCAAGGGUUGUUGCUUUCAACCAUUCUUGAUGACAAGUUAUGAGGAUAAUUCAUCUCCAAGGAGUGCUGCUGGCUUUAAGUUCACUUAUUCUGAUGUUGUCAAUGUAUUUUAUCAGAGUGAAAUAAGAUGCAGAAAAUGAAUGUAAUUUAUGUCAUAUGUGUGAGCUGUGAUUUCAGUUCAAAUGUUUCGUUGUUUCCUUUGAUUUUCAGAUCAUAAAAGCUUUAAUGAAAUAUAUGAAGUUCCUUUGA
Arachis duranensis is the source of this 968-nucleotide messenger RNA. RefSeq names its product protein DEHYDRATION-INDUCED 19 homolog 3. The transcript has 5 exons. The coding region runs from base 103 to 762 and encodes 219 amino acids. The record is from RefSeq and is a predicted model, not a curated record. Lineage: Eukaryota; Viridiplantae; Streptophyta; Magnoliopsida; Fabales; Fabaceae.